Trematosphaeria pertusa is the source of this 1654-nucleotide messenger RNA. RefSeq lists its product as uncharacterized. Bases 232 to 1353 code for a protein of 373 amino acids. Lineage: Eukaryota; Fungi; Ascomycota; Dothideomycetes; Pleosporales; Trematosphaeriaceae. The transcript has 3 exons. The record is from RefSeq and is a predicted model, not a curated record.
CGGAAAACUUCUGCACGAGCGUCGAGCAUCGAGCAUCGAGCGUCCUUCCGAACGAGCACGAUAUGGAUAUUUAGGAGGCGGUUGAAACACAGAGAGAACCGGCGAAAGCCAUUGGGCGUCCAAGGGACCUGGGACCGCAGACGGGACGCAAUUCCACGAGCGGCGCGGCCUUGACCAACCUCGCGAGAAACACGUCCAACCACUCGCACCCGCAUCCGCAUCUACAUCGCCAUGGACUUCUGGAACCGCUCAUCGAAACAGCACCAGGAAAUUGUCGAGCCGCAGCCGAAACGCAUCUCCACGCCGGCAGGCCAGCGUCUGUCCGUCAUCCUCGAGAAUGGCGACUCCCACGCCUCGAAGGCACGUGAUUCACAUCGGGCGUCGGUACGGAAGAGCGGGUUGAGCCCAGCGCUGGCAGACGCACCGAGAGAGAGCCUGGAGGAUAACAGCAACAAUUCGAGCGGAUAUAGUUUCAGCGUGUGGUCGGAUGGCGAGAAGAAGUUCGCGGCGUUGAGGAAUCACAAGCAGAUUGCGAAGAGAGGAGGGUGGAAACGGCUGGCUAUUAUACUAGCGAUACUAGUCGCCAUUAUAAUAGCGCUGGCGGUAGGAUUGGCUGUUGGGUUGAAAAAGAAGAAGACAAGCAGCUCAACCACCGAUGACCCCCAACAAGCCUCCGACCCGACCGCUUCCCUAUCCCCUACGUCUCCCUCCUCCCCGACAUCCACAUCCACUAUCAGCGUACCCCCCGACUUCCCGCUAGGUUCCUACUCUCUUGUAACGUUCCUCGACACCGUCCAAACAAACUGCACAGCAAACCCGGCAACCUGGACAUGCUAUCCCUACUCGACGUACUACUCCGACCGCUCAAAAGCCGUCGCGACUUUCAACUGGAUAAUAUCUGGGUCUGCGGGCGCUUACACCAUCUCCUCGACGGAGAAUCCUUUCUCGAUAUCAUUCAAGAACGCCGACUUCGAGUUGCUGGAUGAGGGCAAGGAUACGGAGAGAUACAGAUUUCAAAUCAGCUCGACCAAGACAGUGACCCCGAGCACGAAUCUAACCGACGAUAACGCGAGUACGGAGUGCAAUUUCGACAACACGGAUCUGCAGGCGUAUCUGUACACGAAGAUGGCAAAAUCCUACCCGGAUACAGAGCAUGGCGAUCCGACGGGUGACCCUAGCUCCACCGUGUGGCCCUUUGCUGUACGCGUCGAACAACUCGUCGGCGGCGGCCAAAGCGUGCCCAGCUGCUACAAGAUGUCCGACGGGCAACAAGGCGACCAGAUCACCCUCGACGCGCAAGACGCCGGAUCGCUAUGCUCCUGCCUGUACAAAAACUGGCUUACACCUACCUGAAUGGGCCCGGUCCCAGCACUUUUCUCAUCCGCUCGUCUGUCCUUGCUCUAUAUAUCCCACGUGCCUAUUGUACUGUACAAUGUCUGUAAGCUAGCAUGGUGUCUUGGUGUCACUUGUCAAUUUCGUAGAAUCCAGUGUUCAUUUUCGCAUUGGAGACGGCCGAGGAUUAAUGAUAUUUGUCCAUCUUGCCAUCGUCUGAACUUCUCAGUUUUCAAGUCAUCGUCGCCCUCGGUCUAUUAACUAACUACAAAUUAAUACUUCCCCAUACCCUGAUCUAAAUAAGUGCGGAUAGACACUAGGA